UUCAAGUUCAAGUUGCUUUAUUGGCAUGACAUUUGAGUUACAGUAUUGCCAAAGCAUUCAGAUACAGAAUAAAAUAUAAUAACAAUAAAAUACAAUACAAUAAAAAUAACAACAGCAGAUAAUAUUUCAAAUAUUAAUAAUAGUAAUUAUAUACAAUUAAGAAUAUCAAAUAAAACAGUUGAAUACAAUCAGUUACCCCUUUCGUAUGGUGUGUAUGGUGUAUAAAUAUUUAGCAGCUAGUGUCAUUGCUGUCUCAUUCUCUCCAAGUAUAUAGAGUAGUUUCUCUGAGUCAUUUAGAGACAAGAAUGAAGGAUUGAACGCUUCAAACUGUGGGAAGAAUGUUUCUCUUGUAGUGCUGUAUUUGGGACAGACCAGAAGGAAGUGUUUCUCAUCCUCUGUUUGAUUCAGCUCACAGUGUUUGCACCGGCGCUCUUCUCUCGGGAGCCAGGAUCUUUUAUGUCGACCAAUCUCUAUUUCCAAAUCAUGAUCACCGAGUCGAUAUUUGGAAAGGAUUUGUCUUUCUUUCAAUUGCUUGAGUGAUAAGUAGUUUGCCAGUUUUGUGGUUCUGUUUAGGGCCGAAUAACACUGGAGUUUGGUUUGGAGCUCAAAUUCAUUUUUUAAUUUUUCAUCAUAAUUAUACUUCAGAUUUUUGUCAAUUAGUUUCUGAAUGUUGGGGUUGUGAUUGGAGUCAGACUCAGUUUGGGUUUCCUUCAUCAGUUGAAGCACGAGUGUGUUUAGAGGAUGAGACACUGUGGGGGGGGAUUCAUUGGCGAGGAGGGCUUUAUAUUGAACAGAUCGAGUGUCAGAUUUCACUCCCGUACAGUAGGAUUGGUUUGAUGAUUGCGUGAUAUAAUUUAAUCCAUGUUCUAAUUGGUAGUUUUAAUUGGCCAAACCGUGCUUUAAUGGCAUAAAACGCCCUCCGUGCCUUGUCAUUGAGGGCCUUGACGGCCAGACUGAAGCCCCCUGAUGCUGAGAUCUGGAUGCCCAGCAGUGAUGGCAGUGCAGGUGUGUUUCCGGGGUCAGCGCUUGGCUCUGCUCAAGCUCAAGCUCAGUAGGAGUGUGUCUCACAGCAGUGUCUCCGUCAGUGAGCCGGACUCUCACACACACACACACACACCUGUGCCGUUCUCCCGCUCCGCCAUCGGGAACUUCUUCCAGGAGCGACCGCUGCUCACAAACCCCUUUACCCAAGAUGCACUGCUCCGGGCCUACCUGCAGCGCCACCUACCUGAGCAGCAGCUGCAGCAGGAUCUCCUGCUCUUCGGCGAGCGGCUGGUCUCUGAGAUCGAGGCUCUGGGUCGUCAGUGUGAGCUGAGUCCUCCUGUGCUGCAGCACUAUGAUGCCUGGGGCCGGCGCGUGGACCGCAUCCUCACCUGCGACGCCUGGACACGCCUCAAACACAUCUCUGCACAGGAGGGACUCGUCGCAGCGGGCUACGAGCGGACCUACGGGGAGUGGAGUCGCGUGUAUCAGAUGAGCAAGAUCUACCUGUUUGCUCCGUCUGCUGGACUCUACACCUGUCCUCUGGCCAUGACGGACGGAGCUGCUAAAGUCAUCGAGUCUCUAGGAGCGCCGGUCAGAGAAGCGUUCGAGCGGCUGACCACACGUGAUGAGAAGAGGUUUUGGACGUCUGGACAGUGGAUGACCGAGCGCAGGGGAGGAUCUGAUGUCUCGAGUGGUACGGAGACGGUUGCCAGGCGACAGCAGGACGGGGGGUUCAAGCUUUAUGGGUUUAAGUGGUUCACAUCGGCCACAGAUGCUGAUAUGACCCUGACCCUGGCUCGCAUCACUGACCGGCUCGGACGCAGCACAGCGGGCAGCAGAGGUCUGUCUCUGUUCCUGGCUGAGGUCUGGGACUCUGAAGGCUUGUGUAAUGGGAUCGAGGUCCAGCGGCUGAAGGAUAAGCUGGGCACAAGGCAGGUGCCGACGGCAGAGCUGCUGCUGGACGGCAUGAGCGCUCAGCUGCUGUCAGAGGAAGGCCGCGGCGUCGCCUCCAUCGCUAACAUGCUGACUAUAACACGCAUCCACAACACAGUGUGUGCGGUGGGUGCCAUGAGGAGGAUCACUCACCUGUGCAGGGAAUACGCUCGCAAGCGUGCUGCCUUCGGGAAGCUGCUGAAGGAUCAUGCGCUACAUGUGCAAACGCUCAGCAGACUGGAGGUGGAGACUCGCGCUGCGUUUCUGUUCGCAAUGGAAGUGUGUCGUCUGCUGGGGCGCGAGGAGAACAAAAGUGCUAGCGACCGAGAGACACUCCUGCUGCGCCUGCUGACUCCCGUUGCCAAACUCUACACAGCAAAACAGGCGGUCAGUGUUGUGUCAGAGGGGUUGGAGUCGUUUGGUGGUCAGGGAUACAUUGAGGACACGGGGCUUCCCUCCAUGCUGCGUGACGCUCAGGUGUUGAGUAUAUGGGAGGGAACCACUAAUGUUUUGUCUCUGGAUGUUCUCCGCUCCAUCGCGAAGUCUUCUGGCUCUGUUCUGCAGGCCUUCUUCACCGACGUCACAGAGCGUCUGCUGGCGGCUGAAGCGUCUGCUGCUCUGCGUCCGGCCGUUACGUCUCUGAACACAUCACUCUCGUCUCUGAAGCGUUUCACUCUGACAGCAGCAGCUCGACCCUCGGAGACCCUGGAGCUGUCAGCACGAGACCUGGCCUACAGCCUCGCCCGCGUUUACAUGGGAGCGCUGCUGGUGGAUCACGCUGCGUGGGAGAACGCAACACACAUGGACAUCUACACUGCUCUCAGGUGGUGUGAUCAGGAUCUGUGUCCGGUGGUCAGUCGAGAUGCUGCUGGGUGUUAUGAUCCACAAACAGCAGCGAUGGACACGGCUCUGGUGUACGACGGCCUGCAGAACUGAGAUACACACACACACACACACUGUAACUCUCUCUCUCUCUCUCUCACACACACACACACACUGUAACUCUCUCUCUCUCACACACACACACACACACACUGUAACUCUCUCUCUCUCUCACACACACACACAAACAAGGAUCUGUGCACGGGACCAGAAGCACACACGAGCCCGAGCAUCAGUAGUGUUUCCUCUGGGCCAGUGCGAGCCAGGGCUUAGAGCAACGUCACCAAACCUCAUCGUUUCAAGAGAGGUUAUCAGAAAACUAAGAAAUAAAUCACUGGAAGAUGUGCGAUCACACAGGAACAUGAUAAAAGUGGCCGUGUGUGUGUAUGCUUUGUUAAAUAUUCAUAUUCAAAAGCAUCAAUGUUUAACUAUAGAAUAUGUGAUACAUUGAUCAUAAUGAAUUAAUUUAUCAGGACUCAAAAUUAAUCACACAGAAAUACAUUUAUUUCUAUUUUAUUUAUUUAUUCAGUCGAGUCUGUUUCUGUUUAUUUGUAGCCUAUAUGUCACAUUAAGAAUGAAUGAUAAUAUCUCUAUUUUUAUAGACUUAUGACAGAUAUUAUAAGUUACUAAAUAAAUACACAAUUGUGAUUUCUCCAA
Molecule: messenger RNA, 3456 nt
Organism: Carassius gibelio (silver crucian carp)
Lineage: Eukaryota; Metazoa; Chordata; Actinopteri; Cypriniformes; Cyprinidae
Product: acyl-CoA dehydrogenase family member 11
Exons: 16
Coding region: 967-2853 (628 amino acids)
Molecular function (GO): oxidoreductase activity, acting on the CH-CH group of donors
Source: RefSeq, a predicted model, not a curated record